AUGUCACAAGUUAAAAUAGAAUCACCAAGAAUGAAAAGAGCCCACCUAAAUUUCCUGCAUCUCCCAGGAGAGAUCAGGAACGAAAUCUACACUCAACUCCUGGUCCUCCCCCGCGAAAGCAACAUCCUACCAUUCUAUGACUGUAAUCUAUACGACAUCUACCCCGAAAUCCUCUCGGUAUGUCGAAAAACCCACACCGAAGCACUCCCAAUCCUCUACGGCCUCAACACCUUCAUAGCAAACACAACACCAACUUCAUGCUUCCCGCGACUCACCCCCUUCCACGCACCCGUCCAAAGCUCCGCCAUGGUCGCAUUGAUCCGCAGAUAUUACGUCCGCAUCCGAUUAGAUUACCAACCGUCGUUCUCUUUCGAGCGGGCUCGGGACGCGUUUACGGGGAUGGAGGAACUGACGGUCGAUGUUUUCCGGAUGAACUUUGACAGGUGGUCACCCGGGGUUCUCACGCGGUUUGAGGGCGUGAGAGGCGUGAAGAAUGUGAGGAUUGUGGGGAGUACUUAUGGGUUUCCGCGGUAUGUGGAGUGGUUGGAGGGUUGUAUUGCUAGUGCUGAGGGUGUUGAUGUUGAGGGGUUUGAGGGCGAGGAGCAGACGGUUGUUGAGAAUGUAAGGAGAUGUGAUGGCCGGACUGUUGGCAGAGAGCUGGGUAUGAAUAUUGCUGAGGUUUAG
Glarea lozoyensis ATCC 20868 is the source of this 684-nucleotide messenger RNA. RefSeq lists its product as uncharacterized. The record is from RefSeq and is a predicted model, not a curated record. The transcript has a single exon. The coding region runs from base 1 to 684 and encodes 227 amino acids. NCBI's taxonomy places the organism in Eukaryota, Fungi, Ascomycota, Leotiomycetes, Helotiales, Helotiaceae.